CCCCUCUGGAGGAGAGGCGGCGAGGGAAAGAGGCUGGCUGGCUGCUGCUUUGCGAGAGAAGCCUGCCGACUGGCGACUCCGCCUGCUUCUUUCCAGGCCAAGAGGCACGAAGGAGGAGGAGGAGGGGGGUUCCUGCAGGAGGUGGCGGGGGCGGUCAAGCAGAGAGCCUCCCCCAUGCAAACUCCCCGGCAGGCAGGCAGGCUUCAGCCCCCGCUCCUGCUGCCAGUAGCUGCCUCCCCCGCUGUCAUGAGCAUCCAUAAAGGAGGAUCCCGCUCGCAGCGGCGGCAGCAGCCUGGCGAAUAAGGGCGCGCGCGCGCAGGGCGCACGGAGUGGCAAAGGCGAAGGAGACGAGGCAGAGGCUGCGGGCUGGCGGAGGAACAGGAGAGAUUCAGAUUGCAAGCCGGGACGCUCCGUCGGCUUCGGGAAAGCCCUGCGGGGGCCGAGGACACGCGCCUCGCUUUGCUGGACGCACAGGUUGGGGAGGGAAGAAUCUCUCCAAAAAGGGGAUUUACGCUCGCCACGUUUCUGGCGCGGCCGAAGAGAAGACUGGGCUGGACGGCAAUCCACCUGUCUGCCUCUCACCGCCUACCACUUCAGGAGGGCCGGGCGUCAGGACGCGAAGCCACCGGAGGCGCCUCUGGUCACUCCCCCUGCAGGACCCCGCGCCCCCCGCCCCCUAAAGCCUUUCCACGCUCGGUAAGGUGGGCCAGAGCAGCGCCCCCGCCCCUCCUCCCAACGCCGGACACGCUUCCCUUCUCCAAAGAGGCAGCUCCCUGCCACCUUCUUGGCCAGAUCUUCGCCCGCCUUCAACAUCUGGCAUAGCCAUGACUCUCUGAUCGCACGUCUCUCCACCCCCGCCGCAGGCACGCAGAGUGCUCCGCCCCUGAUCCCCAAUUUUGGCGUAAGCUGAAAAGGGCACAUUGGAUCACCCCUCGUCCUGGGGCCCAGCUGAGCCCCUGGGUGCCCCCACUGCCGUCGGCGGGAUGAAGCCUUUGGAGAAAUUUCUGAAGAAGCAGGGGUCUCACUUGGCUGCCCGGGCUGGCCCCGGGGCUGGUGGGCAGCUGCCUCGCAGGCAAAGCGUCUCCAAGAUCCUGCUGCCCGGAUUCCUCAAGGAGCCCCCCGAGGAGCCCCCCGAAGGAGGCACGGACACUGCUGGUGAUGGGCGAUGGCUGGAGCUGCGGCCCCCCGAUUCAUCUCUGCGCUCCCCAACGUCCUUCUCCUCCGAGGAGCUGUCCCCAGGCGGUGGCGGAGGAGGCGAAACGCAGCUCAGCCCUGAGUCUGUACCCACCUGCUGCUGGGCACCGCUGGCAGAACCUGAGAGCCCCGAUCGACUGCUGGGGAGACUUCUGGAGAGGCUGGGAGGCGACCCGACAGCCCCCCAUGGGCAUGGCUGUGGUGCAGACCUGCUGCUAGACGACAUCGUCCUCACCCACUCGUUGUUCCUGCCCACAGAGCAGUUCCUGCACCAGCUGCACCAGCACUUCAUGACAGCGUCAACAAUCCCAUCACCGCCAUGUUGGAAGGAAGGCGAAGUCAUGCACCGAAAGCGAGCGGUUUUGGUUAUUUUGCUUCACUUCCUCGAGACGUACAAGGGGAUCUUGCAGGAGGAGGAGAAAGCAGGCAAAGUUAUCAAGGACCUGUAUCUGCUCAUUAUGAAGGACUCCUCCCUCUAUCACAAACUGGAAGAUGAAAUUUUGAAGCUUCAUCAGCUUGUGGAGACAGUUGAACUCAAGGUGACUGAAGAAAGCCACCCCCCCAGCAAGCAAGUCAAACCCCUUUUCAGGCAUUUCCGGCGCAUAGAUUCCUGCCUCCAGACACGGGUUGCUUUCCGUGGUUCAGAUGAAAUCUUCUGCCGUGUUUACAUGCCAGACCACUCAUAUGUCACCAUCCGCAGCCGCCUCUCGGCCUCCGUGCAGGACAUCCUCGCCUCAGUGACUGAGAAGCUCCAGUACUCAGAUGAGCAGCCCACCCGGGAGGAGGCUCUCAUCCUGGUGGCAGUAGCGUCCUCAGGAGAGAAAUCUGUGCUACAGCCCAAUGAAGAGUGUGUUUUCACCACCCUGGGGAUAAACAGCCAUCUCUUUGCCUGCACUAAGGAGAGUUUCCCAUCGCUGGUCCCUCUCCCUGAGGAAAUCCAGGUGUCGCCAGGUGACACGGAGAUCCACCGGGUUGAAGCCGAGGAUGUGGCGAAUCAUCUCACAGCCUUCCACUGGGAAUUGUUCCGCUGUGUCCAUGAGCUGGAAUUCGUGGACUACAUAUUCCAUGGGGAACGUGGUCGGCGGGAGACAGCCAACCUAGAGCUGCUGCUGCAGCGCUGCAGUGAAGUUCAGCACUGGGUGGCCACGGAGGUGCUGCUGUGCGAGUCGCUGGGGAAGCGGGCCCACCUUCUCAAGAAGUUCAUCAAGGUGGCAGCCGUAUGUAAACAGAACCAGGACAUGUUGACAUUCUAUGCCGUGGUUAUAGGGCUCAACAACGCACCUGUCAGCCGUUUGCGUCUCACCUGGGAGAAGCUUCCAGGGAAAUUUAAAAACCUAUUCCGGAAAUUUGAGAACUUAACGGACCCCUGCAGGAAUCAUAAAAGCUACAGAGAAGUCCUCUCGAGAAUGAAGCCCCCCAUGAUCCCCUUCGUUCCCCUCAUCCUAAAAGAUCUGACAUUUUUGCAUGAAGCUAGCAAAACCUUGUUGGACGGACUAGUCAAUGUAGAGAAGCUGCACUCAGUGGCAGAGAAAGUUCGGACAAUCAGGAAGUGCCGGAGCCGGCCCCUCUGUCUGGAAAUGGAGUCAUCUCCCCAACAGCUGCAGACGAAAGCUUACGUCCGGCAGUUCCAAGUUAUUGACAAUCAGAACCUGCUCUUUGAGCUCUCUCACAAGCUGGAGUCAAACAGCCAAUGAGGCAGCUGCCCACAGGGCAGGCGUCACUAGCAAAGAAUGUUUACUCUGCGCAAUACUCGAGCACUUUUUGGAUGUACAGGGGUUCCUCCUUAGGGUCUGACCUUGUUGGAGAGGAGAGCACGGAGUCGCCAAAUGGCAGGGAUGGCUAAGCUUGGUGGGGGUGUCCCGUCCAAGAAAUCCUGGUGACUGGGGUGCAAAAUCAAAACGGCACCUUGCCUUCCUACGGUUUGAGCUUGGGACACAAUUCGCCGCAGAGUUCUCCUGCCAGGGCUGGCCCUGAGAUAAUUUUGAUGCCAGAGAUUGAAAAUCUAACUAGCACCUUCCUGUUCCCUUGCCUCUUCCCCAGCAGUAAAAAAGCAAACAACUAUAUAAGUAACCGAAAAAUGUGCUGCUCUUUUAACCGUGCCCCCAAAUCUAUUGCCUUUGCCUAUUGGCAGAGCUCUCUUGGUCUCCUGUGCAAGCUUCAUUUAAGGGAAGGGAGACUCCGCCAGAGCAUCCCGUGAGUGGGACUUGCGCAGAAGAAUCUCCCAGGGAGUAUUGGGGACCCUUAUCCCCCCAUCUGUCCGUUUCCCUCUCUGCCACCUGGAAUGGCGCUCCAAAUUGGUUGCCUGAGGUGACUAUCUCACUUCGCUUCACGGCAGAGUGUAGAGCGGUUUGGAGGACUGAACCCAAAAUGGCCCGAGGAGAUGGAACAGUGUUUUGUGGAGGUCAAGACAAAGCAGGAUAUCUUGGAUUGCUUGUGGGACAACUCACACUAGCGGCCAAUGCCCUUUCCAGCAGUUUCCCUCCCCACUAUAACUGUAAUCGAAUAAGUCCUUGAAAACAAACAGUUUAUGAAUCAGAAAAAUAAGCUUCCGGUGUCAUGAGUUGGACGUAGUAGAGUUGCCAGAGGCAGUGUGUGCAGAAACGUCAAGAAAUGACAGUUUUCUACCUUUCAUUUCUCCUAUUUCUACACUAUUAUCAGUGGGCAUUUUUAUUUUUGUAUUAGAAAGGUUUGAUGUGGAAACUAUUAUUAUUAUUAAGAAUAAGAAUAAUUCACAGGAGACUCUCAAAAGUAUUUUUAUGGUUCUGUUCUAACAGAACGUUGCUUUGUUUUUAAAAAGCUAGUCCAGGUAAACUGAAGUGGGAACAUAUUUCCCCCAGGUAUUCUUAAAAUUCAGUUUUGAUUGGCUCUGACAGAUAAGACAGUAUUCAACGAUUUCCAUUCUUUGGGAUCUGAGCCACAGGGACUUAAAACAGGCACUGAAAUUAUAAGGCUGUCAUACUCGUAGUUCCUUAUUGAGGCAGAGCCAGUGCUGUGUAAUAGUUAGGAGGCCAGGGUUCGAAUUUCCACUCAGGCUCACUCAGUGACUUUGGGUCAGUUACUGUCUCUCAGCCUAACCUACCUCACAGGGCUGUUUGUUGUGAGGAUAAAAUGGGGAGGGGAGAACCACCGCCUUGAGCUCACUACAAACUGAACUGGCCUAAAAGUCAUUUCAGGCCCCCACAGUACUGUGGUUCUCUGACAGGGACCUAGGGGUAAAGAUUUGCCUUAACAAAGAAUCCUAGUCACUUCCCCCAAACUACAAUUUCCAGGAUUCUUUGUGGGAAGCCAUGACAGUUUUUAAUUGUAGUCUAGAUAUACAGAGUUUCUGGUUUUGGCUGCUGUCCGAAUGUUUUUUGUCUCUUCCUCUUGAAUUGGGCUCUAGAUAUAGGUCACUCUUGAGUCCUGGGAUGUGUCUUUCAGUAACUUGGAAGAGCCUCGGAGAGGCAGGGAGAUUUCCAUCUCAGGAUAGGAUAGUGGGGUUUCCCCUCUCUAUAAAAUCACAGGGAUGUUCACAAUAACACUUAACUACAUUGUCCCUUGUUAUUCCCAGAGUUUUGAUGGUUACACAGUGAUAAAACAAUUUUUGUUCUCACUUCUCCAAAGUGCCUUUAAAGGAUGCAAUGUGUCGAUUUCAAUCUAUCUUCACGUUAAUCUGGAAUAAACUAUCGAGAUUAAUACAAGACUGGGGAAGAUUUCCAUAAACUUUGAUGGAAACAGCAUGUUGGAAGAGGGAAUGAUCUUUUUCUGUGCUCCCCCUCCAAUUGUGUGAACAAAAAGUUGAUUUGAAGUGUACUGUACGAAUAAGGUCAAGUGACCUCAAGAAAAGACUUCAAUUCUCAAAAGUGUUGAAUUUAAUCCAUGCUGGUAAUUGUGAGAUCAGAACCAGAGAUACUGUUUAUUUUGGAUUAUUUAAUCUGGGACAACUGGAUAGAAUUUAGUGGACCCUCCCAAUAGGUUUUAACCAACUUUCUGUGACACAAAUUGCCAAACACACAUAUAGGCCAGCCCUUCCCACAUAGAGAAUUUGUAAUCCACCCUACAGUUGAUUAUGAGGGUCAGCAGUGGGUUGCAGUGGCAUAGUCCUGCUAUCUUGCAAAAGUACUGAACCUCCUAGCAUCUUUCAAGAAACACAGGUGAAUUAUUUAUCUUCGUUAUACUUGGAGAUCUCUAAAAAGUUGCUUUGAGCUUAGGGAACCUCUGUGAUACAAAGGAAAAACUCUUGGUCUUGCCCAGUCCUCUAAUUUUUGCAUGGAAGAAUCAUAUCUCAGGGCUAUGUCCCAGAAGCUGUGUGUUCCCCCUGGAAUUUGUUUCCAGUGCCAUGAUCCAAUCCUGGAAAUGUGAAGUAAUAAUAAGAAUGCCUCUGAGCCAGUCCAGAGUGCAUUGUCCACACUACUGAAUAACCACAGCCCAUUCCCACACAUUUCUUGAUUAGGGGGCAGGGAUUUCAGGGUCAAAAGAGAAAGGCGCCUGCUUCUCUUUUUAGAAAUGGACUGCUUUCCCUACCAUGUUUCUAACAGCUUUAAUAUUAGGUCAAAAAUUGAUAUCAAAGAGCAGGUGUUGUAAAGAAUUUAUCUCGUUGUUGUUGAUUUUUUAAAAUGGCUUUUCUCUUUGCUGACCUCCUCCCUUCUCUUUGAUAAGGGUUGUUUUUAUUUGUGUGUCUUGGGGGGGGGGGUUGUUGCCUCUUUCACAGGGGUGAGGAACCUGUGGCAAUCCAGAUGUUUCUGAAUUUCAUCUCCUAUAUCAUUGUUGCUGGCCAUGUUGGCUGGGGCUGAUGGGGUUCCAGCAACCUCAGGAUGCCACCAGGUUCCCCAUACCUGAUCUAGUGGCUUUCUGUUCAGGGACUUUUCAUUUCAGGGUCUCUCGCUUUUGUCUAUAUUUCUUUUUCUCUCUCCCGGUGAGAGUUUCAGGUCCUAAUGCGAGGAUGUGUAUAUAUUUAUAUAUAUUUUUAACAAGACACUCUUGAAUUGUACAUUUAUUUUUUAAAGAAGAGCCUUGUAUCAUUGGACAAUUGUACAGUGAAUUUUCUACUGUUGGAAUGAGGGGAUCGCUUGCCUACACAAAUAACCCUACAAGCUUCCGCGAGGUGGAAUGUAAGAUGUAUUGUGUUGUUCUGGGGAAGCUUAGGUAUUUUUUUGGGGGGGGGGAGGUCUGGCUGUUGUUGAUAUUAUUCUUAAUAAUAAUUAUUGUUGUUAUUGUUUUGGUACUGCAGCACUUGGGUGAGAAGCCAAUGGUGGAAAUAAAUAAUUGUGAAAAAUAGAAUCAGUGGUUGUCUUUUGUACAGAUUAUUAUGUAAAAUUCUUUUAUAUAGUCUCAUCAAUGUGCGUGGCUCUGUACACAAGCCAUGCAAUCUAAAAAAACACAGAUACAAUAAAAAUGAGUAGUUUAAAAUGCAAAAUUCACUGGAAUGCAGUGAGCUGGCAGCAAUAUUGUGACUUCUUCAUAUGAAAUGUGAGUGAACAAAGGAUGGCAAUUUCAGACGGGUUGCUUCCACGUUAGAAGUUUACCUAUGAGUUGAUAAUAGAACAUCCAUCUUUCUUGUAUAGAAAUCUGUUUGAAUUUGAGUGUGACACUAGCUUCUGGUUUUAACCCAGAAAAGGAACUAUGCCUAGGUAUCACUGCUGUGCUU
This is a messenger RNA of Zootoca vivipara (common lizard), 6820 nucleotides long. It is a transcript of the gene RAPGEFL1, whose product is annotated as Rap guanine nucleotide exchange factor like 1. Gene Ontology annotation, biological process: Ras protein signal transduction. Gene Ontology annotation, molecular function: guanyl-nucleotide exchange factor activity. Gene Ontology annotation, cellular component: plasma membrane. The record is from RefSeq and is a predicted model, not a curated record. NCBI's taxonomy places the organism in Eukaryota, Metazoa, Chordata, Lepidosauria, Squamata, Lacertidae.